Molecule: messenger RNA, 3805 nt
Organism: Daktulosphaira vitifoliae (grape phylloxera)
Lineage: Eukaryota; Metazoa; Arthropoda; Insecta; Hemiptera; Phylloxeridae
Exons: 24
Coding region: 1519-3711 (730 amino acids)
Source: RefSeq, a predicted model, not a curated record
GUUUAAUAUUAUACAUGAAUGAUUCAAAUGUAUGAAGAUCUCAAUAUUGUCGAUUUAACUGCACAAUACUUUCCUCGUUUAUAAUAGUCAUUGUAGCUUGAGUUAUUUAAACGCAACCGACCGUCCCAACGACAAUUGGAACUGAGCGUAACGAUCCGUUGAAAAUCCCACGCAACGGAGAAGAUCGUUUCGAAAAAGUUCACGGGAUACAUCUCUUAACGCGCUUAUGGCAAUGCGCAAGUCUAAAGUAAAGAGAUCACUGCACAACAAAUCCGGUCCCUCACUAAAACGAUUGUAAGCGAACGACGGACCGUAUGGAAUCACCGCACAGAUGACGCGAGAACCAGUGGAAACAGAUUGCACUUAUUACGUACGUCUGUCCAAACCGAGACGCGUAAGUUUCGAGCCGGACAACGCGGCCCAAAAUAACACGGCUCUACAACAACGCUCGAAUGAAAUCGAUGAACGCUAAGCGUAACUUAAAGCGAUCAUCCAGUUAGCGACUGUUCCAUAGAUUAACCCCUUACGUUAUACGACCUCCGUCCGUUGAGACCACUGGCACAGCAGCUGCUCUUAUAGGCCGACAGUUUUGGGAAACGGCGACGGAAGAAACAGUCCGCUCAGAGACACAAUUCCUACCAAAAUACAUCUCAACGCCAGUAAUAAAAUCAAGAGAUCAGGAAGUCUAUUGGAAUUAGACAGCAUGUACAAUUCAUCUAGGAGCAAAGAGACGCAUUACGGCAUGCUAGAAAGAAUGUGCGCUUCGCAUUCCACACGAUUUAUAUCUAAUAAAAUUAAAUGUAGCAGAUGACCACAUACGUGCGAAUUAUUAACAUAGACAGUGAAUGACUACGCUGCGGUUUUUAAUUUCACGGCGGGACGCAAAAAGCUUGUCGAACACGAUAUCGUUCUAAGGACUAGACGCCCAUCGAGCAUUAUACCAUUCUUAGAUCUUCUGCACAAACAAGAGGCGAUAGGAAUCACAGGAAACGCAGCAUCUCAACCUGAUCGCCACUAUUUAUUCUCUCCAAGAAAAAAAAACCGCUCAAACCUCCUGUGUGACUACAGGCCGUUUGAGACACGUACCCCAUGCCCAAUUUAAACGAUACUAUUGGAAGUACGAGAUGUACUGUUAUCGCUGCCAGUGUGGCCACCCAAAAAGGUUUUAACUCAUAAGUAGCGCACAAACGCUCACAAUUUUAUUUGUAUUAUUCGUUCAUGCAAGUGUCUUUUUCGAUAAAUCAAAAGUUAUCAGAGCACGAGAAUCAAUCUGUACAUAAUAUUUAUUUAAAUUAUAUUAUUAUUUUAUUAGAAUAAAUUCAAAUUCGUCACCAGAUGCCAUUCGUGGGACCACAAAAACAUAUGUAAACUAUUAAAUUAUUUUUGACUUAUUUUUCAUUUGGUUAAUAUAUUUAAAAUUAUUUAAAAACCUAUGUACAUGGAAUUUUUCAGUAUUUUAAUAAGUAAAAUAAAUUCUAACAAUCUAUCUUACUCCAUUUCGUACAAAAAGUACACAUCAUGAAAAUUUUUUUUAUUAUUUUAUUACUAUCCAUAUUCAUAUUGUUCACGGAAACAAUAAGAAAUUAUAAAAAAAAUACUGAUAUAUGUAAAAGUAUCGUUAAAAAUGUUGGAUGGAAAGAUUUAAAUGAUGUGGAAUCUAUUGUGUAUUGGCAAACAAAUUAUAAAUUAGAAAAUCAUCUAGGAAAUAUUACAAUAGAUAAUUGUAAUAGACAUAUUCGAGUAUUGACUUUAACAUUGGUCUGUUCAUACGUAUUCGAUUUAAAAAUACUAUUUUUCAUAUUCCUAGAAUAUGGAAAACACUGUAAGAGUUUUAUUUCCAAAAAGGACUCCGAAACUGGAUAUCAAUGCGCUAUAAAGUUAUUGCAGAUUUUACAAAAAAUGCCAUCUUUAGCAACAUUGAUGAAAGACACACUUCUUGUAUUAGACUAUUUACACACAGAUCCAUGGAAAAAUUAUUUUAUUUUUGAAAAUUUAUUAUUAAAUUUAGAACAAUUUAACAAAAGUUCAAAAGACUUUAUUCCGACAAAAAAUGAUUCAACAACCACGGAAAACUUUAUAAAAUUUGUUAAUGGGUUUUUUUUUAUUAGAAAUAUUGAAACACACUAUGAGUGUUUAUCGCAUUGUAGAUUUGUAUCAUUUGAUACAGAUUUGAUCUGGAAAGAAUUGAAUGAAGAAUACCAAGGCAAAAUUAAAGAAGACAUAAAUUUGACAUUCUACGAUUAUCUAAGUGAAAAAGUCAAUUUGAAAAUUAAUUCCAUAAUCAUAAACAAAUUUCAUAGACUAGGUUUUCGGCAUGAUCGAAAAACACUACAAAUUGGUAUACCUCUACCAUCUCAGUAUAAAACUAACGAUAUAGAACUUUUUAGAAGACCUAAUUGCACUCCUGUUACAAUUCAAAGAGAACCACAAAACAGAGAAAUGGAAUAUCGUUGGAUACUACAGCUUAUAGAUUCAUUUGAUGAAGAAUUGGUUAAUGAAUCUAACACCAAUGGAAAAGUACAGCUAAUUGAUUUUCUUCGACAAGAAUUGGUUAAUGAAUCUAACACCAAUGAAGAAGAACAGCUAAUUGAUUUUCUUCGACAAGAAUUGGUUAAUGAAUCUAACACCAAUGAAGAAGUACAGCUAAUUGAUUUUCUUGGACAAGAAUUGGUUAAUGAAUCUAACACCAAUGAAGAAGUACAGUUAAUUCAUUCUCUUGAACAAGAAUUGGUUAAUGAAUCUAACACCAAUGAGGAAGUACAGCUAAUUGAUUCUCUUGGACAAGAAUUGGUUGAUGAAUCUAACUCCAAUGGAGAAGUACAGCUAAUUGAUUUUCUUGGACAAGAAUUGGUUAAUGAAUCUAACACCAAUGAAGAAGUACAGCUAAUUGAUUUUCUUGGAAAAGAAUUGGUUAAUGAAUCUAACACCAAUGAAGAAGAACAGCUAAUUGAUAUUCUUAGACAAGAAUUGGUUAAUGAAUCUAAUACAAAUGAAGAAGUACAGCUAAUUGAUUCUCUUGGACAAGAAUUGGUUAAUAAAUCUAACCACAAUGAAGAAGUACAGCUAAUUGAUUUUCUUGGACAAGAAUUGCUUAAUGAAUCUAACACCAAUGAAGGAGUACAGCUAACUGAUUUUCUUGGAAAAGAAUUGGUUAAUGAAUCUAACACCAAUGAAAAAGUACAGCUAAUAGAUUUUCUCGGACAAGAAUUGGUUAAUGAAUCUAACACCAAUGAAGAAGUACAGCUAAUUGAUUUUCUUGGAAAAGAAUUGGUUAAUGAAUCUAACUCCAAUGAAGAAGUACAGCUAAUUGAUUUUCUUGGACAAGAAUUGGUUAAUGAAUCUAACACCAAUGAAGGAGUACAGCUAAUUGAUUUUCUUGGAAAAGAAUUGGUUAAUGAAUCUAACACUAAUGAAGAAGUACAGCUGACUGAUUUACUUGGACAAGAAUUGGUUAAUGAAUCUAACACCAAUGAAGAAGUACAGCUAAUUGAUUCUCUUGGACAAGAAUUGGUUAAUGAAUCUAACACCAAUGAAGAAGGACAGCUAAUUGAUUUUCAUGGAAAAGAAUUGGUUAAUGAAUCUAACACCAAUGAUGAAGUACAGCUAAUAGAUUUUCUUGGGCAAGGACUAAAUCCUAAUGACUCAUUUAAAGAUACUCCAGAGCCGAUGGAAAUUGAUGAAGACAGGGAGAAUUAUAUCAAGUUCAUUUAGUAGACGAUUUUAUGUGUAAUCGCUUAUUUUUCAGAUAGUGUUAAAAUAAUAAUUUUUUAUUGAAUGUAAAAAUAAAACUUAUUUUUUAUGCUUU